CAUUUGGUUGCAGACGCCAUAGGUUUCGGUCCUUUUAUACCACCAAACCCACAAGGGAAAGGAGAUCAUUGUAUGCUCUGAGACCGAAAGUUAUCGAAACACAAGAGAGAAUUGUAGUGAUCGGCCGAGCAACGGCAUAUGACGCCGCAGAGGCAGAUGAAGGACUCAGGGAUCAUCACGUACAGCGAGAGCAGCCCGAUGAAGGACGAGCACGGUGAUGAGAUGUCUCAUUCGUCUCUGGCGGCAUUCCGGGUGAAGGAAGAGGAGAUUGAGAGGAAGAAGAUGGAGAUCAGGGAGAAGGUCCACGCCCACCUGGGCCGGGUGGAGGAAGCGAGCAAGCGUUUGGCUGAGAUUCACGAUGAGCUCGAAGCUCUAACAGAUCCAAUGAGGAAGGAAGUUGCGAUGGUUCGCAAGAGGAUAGACACGGUCAAUCGUGAACUGAGGCCUCUGGGGCUGAGCUGCCAGAAGAAGGAGAAGGAAUACAAAGAAGCCUUGGAGGCAUUCAAUGAGAAGAACAGAGAGAAGACUCAGUUCGUUGCCAAGUUGAUGGAGCUGGUAAGCGAGAGCGAGAAACUGAGGAUGAAGAAGCUGGAAGAGCUCAGCAAAAACAUAGAAGCCUUAAAUUAGAAUCUUUCUGGAAAAAAAUAGAAGAAAGAAAAGGAAUCAUUAACUUUUUACAUGUUUGGUGUGAGGUUUUUAAUGUUACAUUCUGUAAUAUUUGUUUUCUGUCAGUUUGUGGCAUUGGCUUUAAUCAGAGGGUUAAUGUUAUAUAUACAUAAACAGUUGAAGACGAUGAAUGUUCUGUUGUGUGCUUUUUCUCUGUCAAUGAAGAAGCUCUUUUUCGUUCUAAUC
Messenger RNA from Punica granatum (pomegranate), 852 nucleotides. The record is from RefSeq and is a predicted model, not a curated record. NCBI's taxonomy places the organism in Eukaryota, Viridiplantae, Streptophyta, Magnoliopsida, Myrtales, Lythraceae.